Pseudogymnoascus destructans is the source of this 1043-nucleotide messenger RNA. RefSeq lists its product as uncharacterized. The coding region runs from base 111 to 1043 and encodes 310 amino acids. NCBI's taxonomy places the organism in Eukaryota, Fungi, Ascomycota, Leotiomycetes, Thelebolales, Thelebolaceae. The transcript has a single exon. The record is from RefSeq and is a predicted model, not a curated record.
CAAACAGUUCAGAGACAUUCAGGGCGACUGACGAAAAAGACAAAUUGUAUUCACUUCAGCUAUCGCAAACUCGCAAAAUUACGUCGACACUGACCAAUUUAACCUGCCCAAUGAACUCUUACAGAGGUUCAACGAUUGGCGCGCCCUCCAAAGCUACACCAUCCACCCUUUGCCAGAAAUGCUUGAAACGAGGGCAUUAUAGCUACGAGUGCAAGGCUGUUGCGCAAGAACGCCCAUAUGUCUCAAGACCUUCGCGUACCCAGCAACUGUUCAACCCAAAAUUAGUUCCGAAGCUUACGAACGAUGCGCCCCAAGACCUAUCCGGGAGCAAAAGCAAGCAGGACGAACAAGCAGCAAAGACGAAGCUAGAAGAAGAUCGUGGGCGAAAGAGAGACCGUGACAGCCGUGAUCUUGACAACCAGAGCGAGCCUAAGAGAUUAAGGUCGACUUCAUCGAGAUCUUCUGUGUCUGUUUCAACGGUGUCUACAAAUGCGGAAAGGUCACCACCACCCAGUAAAGACAGAAAACGCGAUCAGAGGAAACGGCGUCGCUCAUCCCCCGGUUUUCAAGCCGACGAACCUCGCUCUUCUCGGGCCCACGGAAGGAAGGAUGAGGGCGAUAUCCCGAGCGGCAGAGGUCGCCGUACAAGUAGGAGUUGGUCCCGUGGCAGCUAUUCGUCGCAUUCAAGGAGUAGAUCCCGGUCACCAAGACGUGAUAGAUUGAGGGAGAAGCCGCUCGGAAGGUAUUCGCGAAGUCAGACGCCGCCUCGUCAGAAAAGAGCCCACUCACCAAAACGGGUUGGUGAGCAAGACCAGCCCCCGAGGAGGAGUAUGGAACGCACGGGACCUAUCGACGCUACAGGCAGAAGAGAUGCGGGACAGGCCAGGGAGUUUAAUGGCCGCAAUGACACAAGAGCAUAUCGUGAGAACCAAGCAGAAACGGCACCCCCUAGAAGGUCACGAAGCCCGAGGAAUGCGCGUCUAGAACGGUCUCUAAGUCCAUUCAGCCAACGGGUGGCUUUAACCAGAGCUUUGGGAAGAUAA